Molecule: messenger RNA, 2837 nt
Organism: Drosophila ananassae
Lineage: Eukaryota; Metazoa; Arthropoda; Insecta; Diptera; Drosophilidae
Product: ATP-binding cassette sub-family G member 1
Exons: 7
Coding region: 547-2430 (627 amino acids)
Cellular component (GO): plasma membrane
Molecular function (GO): ATP binding; ATP hydrolysis activity; ABC-type transporter activity
Source: RefSeq, a predicted model, not a curated record
ACACAAGCCGUUGGGCUGCCGGAAUUGAGCGGUCAGUUGAUUUCACGCCGCCGCCGAGAGUGGACGCGGUUUUCGCCAGUGCUUCUGAAGCUACAAAAUUCGCGUCGCCUUAUCCUCGUUGCCGGGAAUAAUAUUAAAUCGCAAUCCCCAAAGCCAAUCGCGUCGUCGAGGAAGAAGUCAACGCGAUCAAAACAAAACGGGUAAUAUAUCUGCAAUCACACGCCAGGCGUUUGUGUAGAUUGUAACAAAAACAAAAAAUAAACAACAAUAUUCGAGAGAAAAACAAAAAAUAACUGAGUAAAAAAUAUAUAAAUAAAUAACAGCAACCAUCCCCAUUCCAAUUCCGACUUUGGUGCGGUAGGUAAUGACACAUUCGGAAAUCGGGGCACGUAUCUAGACAGCAUAAGUAUCUAUCUAGAACCGAGUCCAGACCCACCCAUCCAGUCCCACUCCGCCACCAACGACGCCGAAUUAGAAUAUAUAAUAAUAUAUGUGUUUUUGAGAGUGGCAUUAAAUAACGAUUAGACGAGCCAUUCCAAAUCCGUCAUGGAACAGUCGAGGAAUCUUCUGUCAAAACAAUCCAAAGAUGUGGAGUUUCAAGACGUCUUCUAUACCGUCAAGGAACGCAAAAACUUUUUUCGCGUCACCGGAGAACGUCAAAUACUGAAGGGAGUCAGCGGCAGUUUCCGGAACGGACAACUCUCGGCCAUCAUGGGACCCUCGGGAGCCGGAAAAAGCAGUUUGCUGAACGCGAUUUCGGGAUUCAGGCGAGAAGGGGUUACUGGAAGCAUCAAGAUCAAGCGGGACAAUGCCUGCUAUAUAACGCAGGACGAUCACCACCAGACCCUCCUCACCGUCGAGGAGCUGAUGAACCUGGCCGCCGAUCUCAAGCUCAAACAUCGCCACAAAAAGGCCGAAGUCGUCACAGACAUCCUCGAGAAUCUUCAUCUCAACCACAGGCGCAAUGUUACCGCGGAGAAACUGAGUGGCGGGGAACGGAAGCGACUGUCGAUUGCUCUGGAAUUGAUCGACAACCCGAACAUAUUCUUUUUGGACGAACCGACCAGCGGACUGGACGAGGUGACGGCGGCCCAGUGCAUCCGGCUGCUGAGGGAAAUGGCCCACGAAGGACGCACCAUAGUCUGCACCAUCCACCAGCCCUCGGCCACCAUAUACAACUACUUCGAUAGCAUCUAUGUCCUGGCCAAGGGUAACUGCGUCUAUCAGGGCAGUCCGAAGGCCACCAUUCCCUUCCUGCGUCUGGCCAGGAUUGACUGCCCCAGACACUACAGCCCCUCGGAUUACAUCAUCGAGCUGGUAGACGCGGAGGAGGGGCAUUUGGUGCCGACUCUCAGUGAUCUAACCGAGAAUGGCAAGCUCUUCUAUAUGGCCACACAAUCCGAUUAUUUGGAGGCACCUCUGGAGACUCAGCAAGCGGUUACCACCAUGUUUGUGGAGCAGCCGAAGCGUCCGUUCUUGCCAGCCUUCUUUGCCGGAAGUGCCGCCUCCACGGACGGCACCCUGAUCGGAGGCACCAGUGCCCUAUUGGAGCAGGUGAAGGCCUUUUCGCGGCGCCUUCACACGGAUCGACGUGGCAUUUCCGGAGUGCGGCAGUUUGUGGUCCUGAUGCGGGUGAUGCUUCUGCGGAUAAUGAGAGCUCGUCUGGCUCUGACCAUCCAGUUCUUCCACCACCUGUUGUGCGGCCUCUUCUUUGGCAUGAUCUUCUACAAGCUGGGAAACCAGGGAAGCCGCAUGUUCGACCAUCUCAAGUUCUGCAUUGGCGCCGUUCUCAUGAUCGUUUACACCCAGGUGAUGGUGCCUAUUCUGAGCUAUCCCGCUGAGGUUAAGGUGGUCAAGAAGGAGACCUUCAACCGCUGGUACACCCUUACACCCUACUACAUGGCUCUGACCGUGUCCCGGCUGCCGGUACAAGUCCUGCUGAACAUCACCUUCAUGGCGGUCACCUACUGGAUGUCCGGCCUGCCGGACCAGCUCUGGCGCUUUGGUAUCUUUGUGGCUGUCGGCCUGAUGAUCUCCCUGGUGGCCGAGGGUAUGGGCCUGGCCAUUGGUGCCACAUUCAGCAUAACGAAUGGCAGUGUGGUGGGUCCGAUGAUUAUAGCACCACUGAUGGGUCUGGCGGUGUAUGGUUUCGAUUUUGCGCCACAGAUCACCGCCGGCAUGCAGAUCCUGAUGAAGUUCAGCUACAUCCGGGUGGGCGUGGUGUCGCUGGUCUUGACCGUUUUCGGAUUCCAGCGGGAAGAGCUGGAUUGCGACGAGAUCUACUGCCAUUUCAGUGAUCCACGAGUGCUGCUCAAAUUCCUGGACGUGGAAAAGGUGUCCAUGCUGCACCAGUUCGGUCUGCUGGCCAUGCUGAUGCUCUUCUUCCGGGUGAUAAUGUACAUCAGCCUGCGGAAACGAUGCUAUACAUGAGCAACAUCUGUCCCGCAGAUACUCCAAAUGAAUCUUACUCUCCAUAGUUUUAGGCAAUGCUGUGAUGUUCUAUUUUUUAUCAGACGUAUGUAUGGAUACUCCCCGUGUACAUAAGCAUCAUUCCCCUGGCAGUACAGGAACUCCGUUAAAAUAGAUCUAAGGCUAGGAUCUAAGUUAGGAUUAAGUUCAAGGCACAAACCAUCAACGAGCUCCAGUCCAGGACAUAUCAGGGCACCCCCCUUUGGAUAAACCCCAUUUCUAGAGAAAAGUAUUUCAAAAUUCAAAAUUCCGAAAUGGAAUCGAUAAUCUUCCUUAAGGAGCCAGCACAUUUUAUAAAGUUUUCGUGGUAAAAGUGAUUUAAUUCGAAUAAUAUCUAUAAAAAAUAAAGCCAAAACUCGUCUAUUCGA